AUGGAAAAUAAACAGUCUCCAUCCAAGAAGAAGUUAUUGUCCAUCCAAGAAGAGAAAUUGAUACGUGAGGUUGAUUACAACUGUUUCGCAGGGGGCUCAGUCCGCCUGCCGAAGAAACAACUUCUUCUAGACUUAGAAAUCCUUCAAAAGAAUCCAACCAGCCAUCAGGGAUCACAAAGAGUUCUCGUAUCCAUAAAACCGAGAGCGCCCGCCAUCAAAACUAUAUACAUUGCCGAGAAGAGCCGCUUCCAAGCUAAAAAGGGUGGAGACACGUCGGGCUCACGUCUUGGUAUCGGAGACCAUUCUUAUUUUACAUCCCAUUUUACUGAAGAUGAUUCAAACUUUAUAAAUUCGAUCGCUUGUGGUUCAGAAAGGCCUUAUACGAAAAGCAAAAUAGAAGCAGAUAAAGUCUCCUCGGUCACUAUUCAGGUAGAAAGUUCUCCAGUAGUUUCGAAAUGUUCUCAAACUAACAACGUACCGGAAAAGGUAAAUGUGUAUAAUGCAAAACAAAGAUCUGCGGAAAAAUGCUAUGUUUAUACACAGCCACAGUUAAAUAUGAACAUUCCUAAAACUGAUGUAAAAACUAACAAAAAGAAGGUAAAUUCCAAUAAAGUUGAUAUUGCCACAUUAAUCACGAACACAUCGUCUGAAGAUUCUGUACCUCGUUCUGCUACUGCACUCAAUCACUUGUAUAAAAGAAUAGAUCAUUUGGAGCGUAAAAUUUUGAGACAAGAAUUGGUUUUUCGUUCAAUUGAUCCUAAUAUGCCUCUGUCUUCAUCAGAUGAAGAGCCCAAAGGUACCAUAAUGAAGACUACAUCUGUGACCGGCAGGCCAGGGUGUAGCUAUAUUCAGCAGUAUAGCCAUGUUCCUGAAACAUCAGCGUUCCAACGCUACGCGCAGCAAGCAGCUCCACUUUCUCCAAGUAAGGCUACCACCAUAGAGAAAGAGCAUAAUUCUGAGCAAUACGGUCGUGACUUUACUGCAUACGAUGGCAUCACUGCCCGGGGCCGGCGACAGUGUGCCUCAGUGCCAUGUAAACGAGAUGAUAUCCCUAAGAUGGCAGCCGAGAGAGUCCAUAAGAUUCGACACAAACUCAAUCCGGUGCGUGAUUACCGGCUGAUGGAUACAGUCCACUAUUUAGCGCAAGGUGAAUUCGCUCCACGCGAUGAUGGCAUAAAACUAACACCAUCACGAGAAGCUGUUCUUAGCGAUAUUAUUUGGGAAGAUGUAUGUCGCACACAUUGGCCCAAUGCUAGACUUGGGCGGCGAGUGGCUCACUCUGAGAGAUGUAGCACAAGAGGUGAGCUCCAGCGACUCAUUGACAGCCUGUUGAGAGAGCGCGUCGCACACGUAGAGCGCAGGCGGCGACGUCACUACAGGAUAGUUAAAUUGAAUCAUCGACAUGAAAGUUGUAGACCUGUGGGCAAGACUGGAGAUAUCAUUGUGGCCAGUCAUAAAAAUAGGCAAGGCGAUGAGGUAGCAAUAAGUGAUCACAAUGCGGCAAGCGCCAUGAUCGCCGAUAGACGAUGGGCUGAGCCAGGUUUGCGCAGAGUCCCAAGAAGUCAUGAUCGUUUGGGAUUAGAGACGCGACAUAAUCAUCAUAACUUAGAUCGCAGACAUGGAUACGAAGAUUGUUCCCCAGGUCCAAGUUACGCGGUCAACAGGUCUCCAGCUGGGAGAGAACCAACGUGCUGCUAUCAGGCAUGCAGCCCGAUGAAGCCAGACAGACGUUGUGCUACUCAUAAGAAGCGACGCACUGGGAGUCGUGAAUUAACUAGUGGCAGUAGUUCCACUUGCAAGCCAAGGAAUCCUCGGUUGGUCAUAAAAAAAGUAGCAUCCCAUCGAAAGUACAAUAGAGAUGAGCCCAACCUGGAACAUUACAUCCUACUACCGACGUUAGUUGUACGCACUCCGUCUAAUAUGAAGCGUCAGAAGAAAUUCAAUGAAUUAUAUCAUCGCAUUCUGAACGUUCAAUUAAAUAACGUUCAAAACAGUGCAGCUCCUAACAAUGCAGAGCCAAGUACUUCAUCUUCGCCGAGUCCUAACAAGAAGGACAUUGGACUCAAUAUAAACAUCACAUUGUCCAAUAGUAAGCCUCAUAUAAAUGAACAGUUGAAACAUUAA
Messenger RNA from Spodoptera littoralis (African cotton leafworm), 2124 nucleotides. The record is from the annotation of a GenBank genome assembly. NCBI's taxonomy places the organism in Eukaryota, Metazoa, Arthropoda, Insecta, Lepidoptera, Noctuidae.